Messenger RNA from Wallemia ichthyophaga EXF-994, 1206 nucleotides. RefSeq names its product Nucleoporin nup45. The record is from RefSeq and is a predicted model, not a curated record. Lineage: Eukaryota; Fungi; Basidiomycota; Wallemiomycetes; Wallemiales; Wallemiaceae. Gene Ontology annotation, cellular component: nuclear pore. The transcript is spliced from 3 exons. Gene Ontology annotation, molecular function: structural constituent of nuclear pore. The coding region runs from base 1 to 1206 and encodes 401 amino acids. Gene Ontology annotation, biological process: nucleocytoplasmic transport.
AUGUCGCUAUUUGGAAAUAACAGCGGUGCCGGUGCAGGCGCAGGUGGUGGAUUUAGCUUUGGUCAAUCUUCGCAGCAGCAGCAACCUGCUCAGUCUGGCGGAUUCAGCUUUGGUGGCGCAUCUGGAUCCACAGCGCCUAAGCCAUCUCUCUUUGGUGCGGCUGCUGGUACUAGCAACAGCGCGUCAACUGGGACUACCACUCAACAGCCUCCAUCGAGUGGAUUUGGAGGAUUUGGAGGAUUCGGUCAGCAGCAAACUUCCCAGCAACCCGGUCAACAAACACAACAGCCAGCCCAAACUGGUGGUUUGUUUGGAAGUCAACCACCAGCUUCAUCGACGACGGGCACGGGUUUUGGAGGUUUUGGACAGUCGCAGCCACAGCCACUGCAACAGCAACAACCUCAGCAGUCUCAGCAGCCCGCUACUUCGAAUAGCGCCUUAGGGUUUGGGUUGGGAGGUGGGAGCACCGCCAAUACAACAGGUGCUUUCGGAAGUACGAUUGGUGGUGGAUUGGCUGGCACAGGUGGUCCGAAUAACUCACAACAGCCCCAGCAAUCACUCACCCGGACAACUAAAUACAACGACCUCUCAGACGCACAUAAGAAAGUGAUAGACGAUAUAGAUGCCCACAUACAAGGUAGAAACCACAUAGCAUUGAACCUCAAGUCGGAGCCACUGGGCAAGGACGUGGAUAGAUCAUCAGUGCUGCUUGAGCAAGUAUCGAACGAUUUGAUGAGUCUGAAGAGCACACUUUCGCACACUUCAGCUGCUCUCGACAGUCUCAAAGAGGACACAGACACUGAUACAGUCCGAGCACUCACCAUGACGCGCAUAAUUGAUGGCUACAAACGCCCACAAGAGAGUGGCGCGUGGCUCAAAACAUAUAGGGACUUCCCUCAUGAGUACUUUACACAAAUGUCAGUAGAUCUUAAAGACAGAGCGACUAAAUAUACCAGUACACUUGAGCAGAUAGAAAGACAUUUGAGAUAUCUGCUCAGCACCAACAGCCAGCAGCAGGCCAUGUACACACCACACAGUAUCGCUCAAAUACUGCAAACGCAGCAUUCAACCUUUAUGAGUCUCGCAAGCCACGUCGCAGAGCUGCAGAGCGCGACGGAAGGACUCAAGGAGGGAUACAGGGAUAUAUGGAGAAACAAGACCAAAUCGUACGCUGAUCCGUUCACGCUGCCGAAUGAAGGCGCUUAG